CUCUCCCGAGCAAGUUCUCACCGUCUCGGGUUCAGACCCAGAAAGAGAACCAGGAGCGAAGCUCACCAGAUCCCGGCGGGCAGGACUCCGGGGCUGCGGAGCGCUCCCGCCUGUGGGGCGCUUGGAGUCCCUGCGGCUAGAGACGCCUCAGGACUCCAGUUCGCCAAGGGUGCCAGUGGGCUCCAGUGUCUCUGGUUCCUAGAGUCCAGCACAGCGAGCCUCAGAGACGCGCUCAGCCGGGGGACCGCGGCAGAACAAGAUCAAUAAUUGAAACCAUUGCCGCUACCAGCUACAGAAAUGGGCAGCAAAACCUUGCCAGCACCGGUGCCCAUCCACCCGUCCCUGCAGCUCACCAAUUACUCUUUCCUUCAGGCAGUGAAUGGCCUGCCCACAGUCCCUUCGGACCAUCUGCCCAACCUGUACGGCUUCAGUGCUCUGCACGCCGUACAUCUGCACCAAUGGACCCUGGGCUACCCAGCCAUGCACUUGCCACGUUCCUCUUUUUCUAAAGUGCCAGGUGCAGUGUCCAGCCUGAUGGAUGCUCGCUUCCAGCUGCCGGCCUUUCCCUGGUUUCCUCACGUCAUCCACCCAAAGCCAGAGAUCACCGCGGGAGGCAGCGGUGUGGCGCUUAAGACCAAGCCGCGCUUUGAUUUCGCUAACCUGGCCUUGGCUGCCACACAAGAAGAUCCCUCCAAGCUUGCCAGAGGGGAGGGCCCUGGCUCCCCCGCUGGUGGGCUGGGCGCCCUCCUGGAUGUGACCAAGCUAUCCCCAGAAAAGAAACCCACGAGGGGACGCCUGCCUUCCAAGACUAAGAAGGAAUUCGUCUGCAAGUUCUGUGGCCGUCACUUCACUAAGUCCUAUAACCUACUCAUUCACGAGCGGACGCACACAGAUGAGCGGCCAUACACCUGUGACAUCUGCCACAAAGCCUUCCGGAGGCAAGACCACCUACGGGACCACAGAUAUAUUCACUCCAAAGAGAAGCCUUUCAAGUGUCAAGAGUGUGGAAAAGGAUUCUGCCAGUCCCGGACUCUCGCUGUCCACAAGACUCUACACUCACAAGUGAAGGAGCUCAAAACCUCCAAGAUCAAAUGCUAAACAAACAGAGCCUGCGGGGCACCAGGACCCUGGGUCGAGCUGCUGCCUUCUUUUCCAGAGGAACCCAAGCUGGAGGCGACUCUGAGGGGCAGCGGGAGGGGCUUUGGGGAUUUUUUUUUUUUCACCAACUAUGUCCCUUGGGUCCCUAGCGCUUGCGGCGCUCCAGAGCCUUGCCCGGGGCCGUGACUCCUACAGCCUGGGCGGCUCCCCCAGGACGCGGCUAAACUCUUGGCCAAAAGGCGGCACUUAACUCACGUGGCGGAAGGGAAACUGCAUUUAAAAAAAAGAAGACGAAGAAGAAGAAAGAAAGAAAGGAAAAAAGGGAAUGAAAACUCCGCCUAGCCGCAGUGGCGCCUUUCCCAGAAGUAUUACUUUUUCUAUUGUUAUUUUAUACGUUUUCUUUAUUUUCCUCCCCUUUGACCAUAUAAGCUUGUAAAGUCUUGACUGCGAAGAGGGGGAAAAGAAAAGAUCUGCGCGCCCAGGCAAUUUCUAGUCCCUCCUCCCUUUCCCAUCUCCACGUGGGAAGCCUGCGAAAGUGUAAUCCGUGUAUCUGCUUUUGUCACCGGCCCCAGGGGCUGCUGGCUCCCUGCGACUCCCGGGCGUUCCAGCUGCGCCGCUGACCUCCCGCUCCGGGCGGGCUAAGGACCAGGCGCUCCGGGCUGGCGGGACCGAGCCUCCGCUCCCCUGCUCCAUCGCUGAGCGCGAGCGAGCAGCCGGCCAGGAGCCGGGCGUUGUAUUGCGACUGGCACUUUAUGCUGACCAUCGGUAACGGACAUUUAUCACUGGAUUUUUUUUAACUAUUAAAUAAACGGU
Messenger RNA from Myodes glareolus (Bank vole), 1911 nucleotides. It is a transcript of the gene Osr1, whose product is annotated as odd-skipped related transcription factor 1. Gene Ontology annotation, cellular component: nucleus. Gene Ontology annotation, biological process: regulation of transcription by RNA polymerase II; urogenital system development; embryo development. The record is from RefSeq and is a predicted model, not a curated record. Gene Ontology annotation, molecular function: DNA-binding transcription factor activity, RNA polymerase II-specific; RNA polymerase II transcription regulatory region sequence-specific DNA binding. NCBI's taxonomy places the organism in Eukaryota, Metazoa, Chordata, Mammalia, Rodentia, Cricetidae.